This is a messenger RNA of Eptesicus fuscus (big brown bat), 585 nucleotides long. RefSeq names its product phospholipase A and acyltransferase 3-like. The record is from RefSeq and is a predicted model, not a curated record. The transcript is spliced from 2 exons. Gene Ontology annotation, biological process: N-acylphosphatidylethanolamine metabolic process. NCBI's taxonomy places the organism in Eukaryota, Metazoa, Chordata, Mammalia, Chiroptera, Vespertilionidae. The coding region runs from base 1 to 585 and encodes 194 amino acids. Gene Ontology annotation, cellular component: cytoplasm. Gene Ontology annotation, molecular function: glycerophospholipid phospholipase A1 activity; A2-type glycerophospholipase activity.
AUGGCUCUGUCACAGGCCGAACCGAAACCUGGAGACCUGAUUGAGAUUUUCCGCCCCUUCUACAACCACUGGGCCCUCUACGUGGGGGAUGGCUACGUGGUGCACCUGGGUCCUCCAGGUGAAAUCGCGGGAGCGGGGGUGGCGGCGGCCAGCCUCGAGUCCGCCCUAACCAACAAGGCCAGAGUGAAGAAGGAGCUGCUGUCCGUGGUGGCCGGGACAGACACGUACCGUGUCAAUAACAAGCAUGACGAGAAGCACUUCCCGCUGCAUCCCAGCAAGAUCCUGCGGCAGGCGGAGGAGCUGGUGGGGCAGGAGAUGCCCUACAAGCUGACCAGCGAGAACUGUGAGCACUUCGUGAACGAGCUGCGCUACAGAGUCUCCCACAGCAACCAGGUCACUCAGGAAGUCGUGGAAGUCGGCAUGGCAACAUGCCUCGUGGGUGUGGGCCUGGCCCUCACGGAGAUCAUCAGGUCCCUGCGGGACAGACGCUUAGCAGGAAGAGCGGCUUGGCAUUCAAAUACAAUUGUCGAGAUCCUAGAUGUGAGGAUAAGACACCAUUUAGAAGCUGUCUUCUUUGGCCCCUGA